GGUAUUUAUUUUCUAAUUGACUGCCUUUUUUUUUUUAAUUGUUAAUGUGAGUGAGUUUGAACACGUGGGAACUUUUACACGCCCAUUGACGCAUCACUGCCAAGUUUAUAAUUUUUAAUUGUUUAAACAAUUGAAACAACGAGUUGAAUAAUUGAAAAUAAAAAUUGAUGAAAUCGCGAGGAGCUUGUUGAUGAGUUAUAGAACGGCUGAAUUAUUUUCAUCGUUAAUUAAUGCAUUUAAAUAAUUGUUAUGAUUUUCCAUGGACAAGUGGAUGGAAAAAUUGUGGGGAACAAUUUUUUUCAUGGAUGUUUUUGGGGUCAAUAUCGGACUUUAGUCGGGUAAAAUUUUCGAGAGGUGAUAAUUGAGCUUGAGAAGUUUGUUUAAAUAAUACUGCUUCAGUGUAAUUGUUCACUGCCACGAGUAACGAAUAAAUAAAGGAAUGUAAAAUAUUGAGAAUAAUUUCAACGAGUGUCAAGUGAACGUCCUGUUCGACGCAAGGACGCUGUGUUCAUUAUUAUUAUGUUAAUUAUGUCAUGAGGAUAGACAAUGAAUUAAUGACUGAUUUUGUUUAUAAAAAAAUUGAAUCAUCACUGCCCUGAGAAUUUGCUCAGUAUUAAAAACAAAUGGAGAUAAAUCGAAUUCUCAUCAUGAUAUUGAGAAUCUAACGAAUAAGUGAUGCCGCCGGUGAAAAUUAACCAAUUGUUCAUAAUAUUUGAGUGCAAUUAUUUCCCAUUAAUUAGUUAUAUUAUUUGUUCAACGUGUUGAAUAUUUUGAGAUACUGUUAAACCUCGAGUGCGUAUUUUCCAUUGAAAACGAGAGAUUGUACCCAAGGAGUUGAAUUUUUACGAUUUUCGAUGUCUUGAACAGCAAAAAAUGAAUUAUGACCCUUACGAGCAGCCCGUGUGAGCUAGACAACAUGAGCUUGUUUCAAGACUUCAAGUUGAAAAGGAGAAAGGUCGACUCUCGAUGUAGUAGCGACGACUCGCCGGUAUCAUUCGGAUCAGCAGGCUCACCAUCAGGGAUCCAGGCAUCGGACGCCCCCUCACCCAUAACAUUUCCUGCUUCAGGGGAUAGCAUAGCAGACACAUCAACAUCACCAGAUGUACCAACGAUGCCGGGUUCAUCGGGCUGUACAGUGGUGAAAGUGAAGAGUGAAUUCUUACGAGGUAGUCCAAGUCCAGUUGGCCAACAGCUGGUACAUCAUCCUCAAGAGAGUAGAGAGACAGCAUCACCAGACUCAGUGUUUCCAGAGCCAUCGCAGCGUGACAUGAUGUCAACGAGAAUUAGCGACGAGAGUAGAUCAUUCACACCAGCACCAACGAGUCCCGAGCACUCGACAGUAUCAACAACACCAGCCAAUGAUCAAUCUAGAAGCAGAUGUGGCAGCCCAGAGAGAUCAGAUAUGUCAUCUUGUCAGGCUAAACUCGAGCCAGAUAAUUCGGUAUUUGAUGGCGGUGGUGGUGAUGACAGACGCGAUAUAACAAGUCAGCCAAGUCCAUCAUCACAGUACAACAUCAAUCAGGCACACAGUCCCAGCAGCAAUUCAUCUCACAGUAGUAAUCAACAACCACCAACACCACCCAGAUCCAGAGCACCAUCAGUACCUGCUCAUCUACUUGCCCAUCAUCAGUUCUGGACGAAUUCCCAGGGUUUUGCUGCCCAGAGAUUACUCAAUGGUGUUAUUAGCAGUGCCGUUGGGUAUGGACAGAGUAUGACUGGUAAUGGGGGUAAUGGUAGCAAUGGAAGCAAUCAGGGGAAUGGUGGUAGUGCAUCAAGUGGGAGUACAGCGUCAGCAUCGCCAUCAAGUGAAGGAAUGAAACCUCCAGCCCAACGAGCGGCGCCAUCAGCCCCUAGACCACCACCUACAGUGAUAAUGGGUGAGGUGGGUGGUGUGAGAACAAUGAUAUGGUCAGCACCAGCGAUGGAGCCAGUUCCACCACCUGCUGCAUCGUGGACGACAACGGCAUCAUCAGCCUCGUGCUCCUCUUCCGAGGAAUCAGCAGCCCAAUUGCUGUUGAAUCUUGGACAGGAGUCGAGGGGAAAGCCACCGUGUGUCUCCUAUGCAUCAGGUCCACCUCUGAAUAUGGAAAGAUUAUGGGCUGGUGAUCUGAGUCAAUUGCCUGCAGCGCAACAGAUGCAAGCAUUGAAUCUCACAGCAUCAGGAUCAAGUCCGAAUCAACCAUGGGUGAGAAAUGGUGGUGGUGUCAAGUCUGAGGCUUCCUCGCAGUCACUGCAGUCAAUAGCACCAGCUGCACCUUCCAUACCACCUCAGGAGCAUGAGGAGGACGAGACACCUAUGAUCUGCAUGAUCUGCGAGGACAAGGCCACGGGACUUCACUACGGAAUUAUAACGUGUGAAGGGUGCAAGGGCUUCUUCAAAAGGACUGUACAGAAUCGUAGGGUGUACACGUGUGUAGCAGAUGGUGUUUGUGAGAUAACAAAGGCGCAGAGAAAUAGGUGUCAGUAUUGCCGAUUUAAAAAGUGUAUAGAACAGGGUAUGGUGCUUCAGGCUGUACGUGAGGAUCGUAUGCCCGGUGGCAGGAACUCCGGAGCUGUUUACAACCUCUACAAGGUAAAAUACAAGAAGCACAAAAAGGCAAAUAAGACGAAUGUGGGAGGUGGCGGUAAUACUGGGGGUGGUGUCAAUGGUUCUGGACAACUUGGUGGUAACAAGGGUGCUGCUGUGGCAACAACAAUGCUGGACAAACACAUGGCAGCGGCUGCAGCAGCAGCUGCUGCUGCUCAUCACAAUCAGCAGCAGCACACGCAGAUGGCGGGUUCCUUUCUCCAUCAUCACAAGAUCUCAGCGGAUCCUCACAAUACCCAGCCCACCCCCAGUCAUCCAAAUCAUCCCUCUCACACUGGACACCUCGUCAAUGGAACGAUACUCAAGACAGCACUCACGAAUCCGUCAGAGGUGGUACACUUACGACAAAGACUCGAUAAUGCUGUCAGCAGCUCGAGAGAUCGGGCAUUUCCUCUCGAGGCGACUCUAGCAAUGAUUCAGACACUUAUAGACUGCGAUGAGUUCCAGGAUAUUGCUACAUUACGAAAUUUGGAUGAAUUACUGGACCAUAAAUCAGACUUAAGCGACAAAUUAUGUCAAAUAGGCGACAGUAUAGUACACAAGUUGGUGCAGUGGACCAAGAGGCUACCUUUCUACCUUGAAUUACCGGUUGAGGUACACACGAGGCUGCUAACACAUAAAUGGCACGAACUACUUGUCCUUACCACCUCUGCCUAUCAGGCUAUGCACAGCCAGCACAAGUUCACUAAUUCGUCGGACGGUACUGGUGCUGACUUUAUGCAAGAGGUAGCAAACAACAUGUGCACACUGCAGGCUUGUCUAACGAGUAUGAUGGGCAGGCCCCUUACCAUGGAGCAAUUGAGACAGGACGUUGGACCCAUGGUUGAGAAAAUAACUUAUGUCACACUCAUGUUUAGGAGAGUUAAACUCAGAAUGGAGGAGUACGUCUGUCUCAAAGUCAUUACUAUGCUUUCGCAAGCACGAGGGGGUACUAUGGAGUUAGAACAAAUACAGGAUCGUUACAUGAGUUGUUUACGAAGUUUUGUGGAACACAGUGCGCCCCAACAACCAGGACGAUUCCACGAUUUACUGCUGAGAUUGCCCGAAGUGCAAUCAGCAGCGACUCUACUCCUCGAGAGCAAAAUGUUCUACGUUCCUUUUCUCCUGAACUCAGCAAUUCAAAGAUAGUAACUAAAAUCCCCCUCGAAUUAAAUCGACGAUAAAAAAAAUAAUAAUAAAUGAAAAAAUGGGGGAACCCCUCGAUAACUGCCCCUGGGUAUCAGGCAAAGACUUUCAUGUAUAUAUAUACAUAUAUAAUAAACAAUAUAAAUGUGUUUUUCGUUGAGGUGUACAAAACUAAAAAAAGAAACACAAAAAAUUAUUGAGAAUGUGAAGAAAAAAAUAAUUAUUAUUAUAACUAAAAGUAACUACGAUGGAUAAGAUGAAUGAGGAGAUAAAGUACUAGGUAAUUUUUCAUUGGUACAAUGAAAAAUGAAUAUAAACAAAAUGCUAGGGAAAUUAAUGAGAAGAAAAUUAAUUAAUGAAAAGUUGAAGAAAAUACAAUCGACAAGAACUGAAAACUUUUAUAUCGAAACUAAAAGACUAUAUUUCUGUACGCAGUCGCGCAACUAAUGUCAUUGUGUGUUCAUGUUGCAUAAUCCAAUCGAUUUAAAUUAAGACUCUCGUACAUUUUUUGUGCCCUGAUAUUGAAAUUUAUUGAGAAUUAUUGACAAUUUGGGAAUGAGAUGUUUCAUUCUGUGUUAAAGUGAUUAACCAGAAUUCCGUGAUAUAUCUCGAGAAGGAGUGGACUUAGAAGAAAAUUUCAUGAGACAUUUUAUGUGGGGAAUUUCAUUUUCUGCAAAUUACUUUUCAUGGAAUUUUCUCGUAAAUCCACUCAUUACCGAGAUAUUCGGUAAAUUAGUAAUUGGAGUUUUCAUCCCAUUUGAUUAAAAAUCGUUUGUUUUAUUUUUAUUAAUUGUUUAAUUACGUCGAUAACGAGUGGUUUUAGAGGAAAAUGUGAGAAGAAUUUUUUGUUGAAUGUUUAAUUGUCUAUAGAAGUUGUCUCUAACAUUUUCGUCUAAAAUCGCUUAUUACGGAGAUAACUGGGAAAUAUCUUGAGUGAAAAUUCCAGUGCUGACGUUUCAUCACUUCAAUGCAGAAUAGACGAGUUAACUUAAUUGAUUAAAUAAUUAAUUGAAUGAAGAAACCGACGUGGAAAUAUAUGAAGUACUAACAUUGGUUUGAGUAAUUAGUGAUUGACGAUAUUUAGGGCCUUGUUGCAUUUUUUAAUUAGUUAUCUAUGAAUGAUUUUGUCAUCUGACUUAUCAAGUUACAAAAUUAAUAGAUAUCUUCAGAGAUUCAUUAAAAUAUUUAAAUUAUAAUUAUUGAAAGCCACUUUUACUGCAAAAUUCUUCCAGUUUUAUAGAUUUUUUUCACUCAAUUAUGGAAUAUUUUCAAUAUUUCGAGCAUUUUUGAAUUGCGUUUUCACCCGAAAAUUUCCUCGAUGCAUUACAGAAAUUCUGUCCUGAAUUGGCAAGUCGUAUCUCCAUUCCACGAUUAAUUAAUAAAAAUCCUCUGUUUUUGUUGAGAUUGGAACAUUUAUUAAUUGUUUAAUUACGAAAAAGA
This is a messenger RNA of Fopius arisanus, 5152 nucleotides long. It is a transcript of the gene Hr4, whose product is annotated as Hormone receptor 4. Gene Ontology annotation, biological process: regulation of DNA-templated transcription. The transcript has 11 exons. The record is from RefSeq and is a predicted model, not a curated record. Lineage: Eukaryota; Metazoa; Arthropoda; Insecta; Hymenoptera; Braconidae. Gene Ontology annotation, cellular component: chromatin. The coding region runs from base 881 to 3715 and encodes 944 amino acids. Gene Ontology annotation, molecular function: sequence-specific DNA binding; zinc ion binding; nuclear receptor activity.